Molecule: messenger RNA, 2640 nt
Organism: Papaver somniferum (opium poppy)
Lineage: Eukaryota; Viridiplantae; Streptophyta; Magnoliopsida; Ranunculales; Papaveraceae
Exons: 3
Coding region: 1-2640 (879 amino acids)
Source: RefSeq, a predicted model, not a curated record
AUGAGUCAAAACAUCAUUCAUAAUUCUCUUGAUGAUAGUAAAGGUAACAUUUGGCUUUUUUGGAACUGUUCUAUUACACCUCCAGAAGUAAUAGCUACUUCAAAACAAUGCAUUACUGUUGAAGUUGGUGGAGUUUUAUUUACUGGAAUUCAUGAUACAGUCAAUAGAAGGGAACUCCGGCAAGAUCUCUGUGACAUUAGUUUACUAAACAAACCAUGGUUGAUUUUGGGUGAUUUUAAUUCUGUUCUAUCUGUGGAUGAAAAAAAAAGAGUGAGAACAAAAAGAAUUCUCUGCAAUUUAGACAGAGCUUUCUUUAAUUUGAAGUGGCUUGAAACUUUUAACGGUUGGCACUAUAAAGUAGGAUCUAGAGGUAUUUCUGACCAUGGCCCUAUUAUUGGAUCAAAUACUGUGAUUCCUAGAGCUCUCAAUACUCCUUUUAGAUUCCAGAGAAUGUGGCUUUCUCAUCCUUCUUUUAUGCAAGUGAUUAUUGAUUCUUGGAGUGAAGAAAUUUCAAGCAAUCCUAUUUAUAUCUUCAUGAAUAAGCUGAAGAGACUCAAAAAGAUUUUAAAAGCUUGGAACUGGGAGGUUUUUGGUGAUGUCAAAGCUAACUUAGCAAAAGCUGAAGAAAAAAUUAGAGAAUCAAUCUUUGAUGUUGUUCCUCAGGUUAUUACAUAUGAAGAUAACUCCCUUCUUGAUGGUCUUCUAGAUGAAAAUGAAAUUAAAAGUGCAAUCUUUGAUCUCAAUCAAGACAGUGCUCCAGGACCAGAUGGAUUUACUGGAAUUUUCUAUAGAGCUGCUUGGGAUACUAUAAAAAAGGAUCUGGUGGAAUCUAUUCAUUACUGUUGGAAGAACAACAUAAUACCCAUUGGUAUGAAUUCUAACUUUCUUGUCUUAAUUCCAAAAAUUAAGGGUGCUAAGUGUGCAAAAAAUUUUAGACCCAUUAGCCUCAGUAAUUUCUGCUUUAAAAUCAUUACAAAGAUUAUUACUAUGAGACUUACCACUAUGCUUCAUAAAGUCAUUUCUCCACAACAAAGUGCAUUUGUAAAAAAUAGGAACAUUCAUGAUCAGAUUCUCCUAGCAUCUGAGCUUGUUAAUGAAAUGACCACUAAAAGAAGAGGAGGUAACUUAGCUCUUAAAUUAGAUAUUUCACAAGCAUAUGAUACCAUGAGCUUGGAAUUCUUGUAUAGAGCUAUGAAGAAGUUUGGUUUUUCUGCUAUGUUCUGUAAAUGGAUUUUGGUUUUACUCAAAUCUUCCAAGAUCUCAAUUAUGUUAAAUGAAGGGCCUAUUGGAUUCUUUGGUGUUGGAAGAGGUCUUAAACAAGGUGAUCCACUUUCACCUAUUCAUUUUAUAAUUGCUGAAGACAUUCUUAGUAGAAAUAUUCACUAUAUGAUCCUUAAGAAGAAAAUUCAGCCUAUGAUAGUUAGAAAUGGUAUGCAUCCUUCCCAUUUAUUAUUUGCAGAUGAUAUUCUUCUAUUUUACAAUGGUGGUAUGAGAAAUAUUACAAAUCUGAGAGCUUUACUAGUUGAAUACCAAGCUGCAACUGGUCAAGUCAUUAAUACUGCAAAGAGUAAGCUCUUUAUCAAUGGUACUUCUGACUCAAGGAAAAGACAGAUUGUUGACUUCCUUCAAAUGGAUUUAUCUACCUUUCCUGAUAGAUACUUAGGAGUGAUGCUGGUGCAAGGGAGGGUUAAAUCUUGUCAUUUAUGGCACAUUGUGGAUUAUAUGCACAACAGAUUUGCUGCUUGGAGUGAAAAAUUCUUAAAUUUCCAGGCAAGAUUAACCUUGGUAAAACAUGUUUUAUGCAGCAUUCCUAUUUACAAUAUGUCAAUUUAUAAAUGGCUAAGGAAGAUUAUUGAUGCUUGUGAAAGAAUAAUCAGAAAUUAUUUGUGGUCUCGUAAUGUAGAAGAUCAAAAAUGUGUUACUCUAAAGUGGGAGAAUGUUUGUACUUCAAAAGAAGAGGGUGGCCUUGGUAUAAGGAAUCUUGAAUACCUGAACAAACCCUUUCUUAUGAAAUUUUUAUGGAGAAUGAAGAAAUCAAAUGAGGAAUGUGAUAAAUUUUUCCUUUAUAAAUAUACUGACAAGAAUGGAAAUUGGAUCACUUAUUACAAGAAAUCCUCUGUUUGGCCUGGUAUCAGAUGGGUGAUUAAAGAAUUUGAUGAAAAUACUCGAUGGAUAGUGGGUACUGGUGAGAAAAUAUCUUUGUGGAAUGACAGCUGGAUCUAUGAAGAACCUAUCAUUAAGUUAUUCCCUAACCAUCCUUUCAUAGCCUCAUACCCAUUCUUAAAAUUCAAUACUUUAAUUGUCAAUGGCCAAUGGUGCAUCCCUGCCGAUUUCUUACAAUUUUUCAAUCACCAUCAAUUGCUUAUUCUUGAUGAAGGAGAUGACAUUUUAGUUUGGUGUAAUAGCCAUUCUGGUUGUUUUACUGUCUCAGAAGCUAUGAAGAAAAUAAGCUCUCCAAAACCUAAACUGUACUGGUACAAGAAAAUUUGGGCUGAUGUAGUUCCACCUUCUACUGCUGCUAAUAUUUGGAAGAUUACCAGAGAGGUCUGCCCCAGUGAAGAAAAUCUGGAAAAAAGAAAGAAAGAGGAUUUCAAUUUGCUUCAAGAUGUUUACUCUGCCACAAUGAGGAAGACUCCAUGA